Messenger RNA from Drosophila innubila, 609 nucleotides. RefSeq lists its product as uncharacterized. The transcript is spliced from 2 exons. The record is from RefSeq and is a predicted model, not a curated record. Bases 102 to 452 code for a protein of 116 amino acids. NCBI's taxonomy places the organism in Eukaryota, Metazoa, Arthropoda, Insecta, Diptera, Drosophilidae.
ACCACACACACACAAACAAACACCAUCGUCAUUCUGCUCGAAAUUCCUAAUAUUAACGAGUAAAUAGAAAAAGUCAAAGAACCAAGGGGUAUGACAUCGAAAUGGCUGGAUUUUUGAGAACAAGAAAACGCAGCCGUGAAGAUGAUCUGCCAUGUGAUUCAACGCCAUUGUCAAAGCGCAUUAAUAAUUUGCAUUUGAAUUUCGAUGAUGGUAACAGUAGCAGCAACAGCAGCAAUUGCAGUUUACCCAAUUUAAUCAAUGAUAACAACAACUAUUUAAUACCCACAAUCACUGCCGCAGGAAAUGGAAAUGGAAGUGGAUCAGCCGAAAUCAUAGGCGGAGUAUAUGAGUAUAAUCCCGAAUUGAAUGCUGAUCAAAAUCCAUAUUACUAUGAAAAAAACAAAAUGCUAUAUGACUUGCAUGUUGAACGUGUCAAGCGAAACAAUCAUUGAUUUUUUAUAAGACCAAUUUGUGCUCUUUUGGAUUUUCUGUAUGUACGUUUUAAUGCUAUGAUCGUGCGUGAUACAUAGAUUUAACAUAAAUUAUAAAAAAAAACACAAAAUCUCAUUAAAAAAAAAAAGCAAAGUACCAUACACUAAAUCAAAAGAA